AUGUCCGGCACUAUGGAUUCACCGGAUCAUGCCACUUUGGGGAAUACCCAGUCCAAAUACGACUCAGACUACAUUGAGGAGAAGGGGAUUGGUGCCAACGUUUCUGACCCUACGGCACUGCUUUCAGAGUCGCACAAAUUAUACCUGAUUGAGCGGCAUGGCACUCUUGAUCUUGAUCCAAUUCCUAGCAUGGAUCCGGCGGAUCCAUACAACUGGUCCUCGUGGAAGAAAUCAGCCAACCUAGGCCUCGUCGCAUUUCAUGCUUGCAUGGGUACCUUUACCGCGGCUGCCAUUAUCUGCGCCUAUGAAGAUAUUGCGGAAGAUCUGGGUGUCUCUAUCCAACGAGUCAGCUACUUGACCUCUCUGCAGAUCGCAGUUCUAGGAGGCGCCCCAUUAUUCUGGAAACCGCUCUCUCACCGGUUUGGACGACGCCCAAUUUUCCUCCUAUCACUGGUCUUGAGCUGUGUCUGCAACAUUGGCUGUGCAAAGUCCAUGGACUACGCUUCUAUGGCGGCAUGCCGAGCCUUGGUUUCAUUCUUUAUCUCGCCUGCUAUGGCUAUUGGUAGUAGUGUCGUCACCGAGACAUUCUUCAAACAUGAGAGGGCGCGAUACAUGGGUGUUUGGACUUUGAUGGUCACCUUGGGUGUGCCAACUGGUCCUUUUAUCUUUGGAUUCGUGGCUCAGCGUGUUGGAUACCGCUGGAUCUACUGGAUCUUGGCAAUUACCAAUGCUGUCCAGUUCAUCCUCUACAUUGCCUUCGGACCCGAAACCCGUUAUAUCGGUGCCGACGUGCAGUCUCGGUCAUCUGCAUUCAAGACAGAGUACAUGUCUCUCCGACGGAUUGACCCAGCCCCGUUUAAGAUGGCCGAGUUCUGGCACCCCCUGACACUAUUCACAAACAUCCCUGUUCUCCUUGCCGCGAUUGCCUACGCAAUGGUCUUUCUUUUCGCCUCAGUCCUAAACUCGGUUGAGGUUCCCCAGCUGCUGCAGAGCAAGUUUGAAUUCAACGCCCAGCAACUUGGUUUGCUCUUUCUCGGCUUGAUCAUUGGUUCAGUGUUAGGCGAACAGCUGGGCGGAUUCAUGUCAGAUAUGUGGAUGAAUACUCGCGCGCGGAAGAUUGGCCGCAAUCCUGAACCAGAGUUUCGACUCUGGCUGAGCUAUAUUGGUUUCCUACUCGCCAUCGCGGGCAUGGUUGUUUUCUUGGUAUGCACUGAGCAAGCUACCGCUGGGAAAUUUGAUGUCAGGCCAGUGAUUGGGACUGGCAUUGCCGCUUUUGGUAAUCAGGUUGUCACCACUGUGCUCACUACCUAUGCGGUGGAUACAUAUCCCAAGGAUUCGGGUAGUGUUGGAGUAUUUAUUAACUUUGUGCGCUCGACAUGGGGAUUCAUUGGACCUUUCUGGUUCACGUCCAUGUUCGACAGCGUCGGGAUUGCAAAUAGCUCUGGCGUUAUCACCGCUUUGGUUGUGGUUGCUAGCUUUAUUCCGACAAUGCUGUUACAUUGGCAGGGCAAGAGAUGGUAUAGCAAGGAGACCACUUAA
This is a messenger RNA of Talaromyces rugulosus, 1539 nucleotides long. RefSeq lists its product as uncharacterized. The coding region runs from base 1 to 1539 and encodes 512 amino acids. Gene Ontology annotation, biological process: transmembrane transport. The transcript has 4 exons. Gene Ontology annotation, molecular function: transmembrane transporter activity. Lineage: Eukaryota; Fungi; Ascomycota; Eurotiomycetes; Eurotiales; Trichocomaceae. The record is from RefSeq and is a predicted model, not a curated record.